Xenopus laevis (African clawed frog) is the source of this 6024-nucleotide messenger RNA. It is a transcript of the gene mapk8ip3.L, whose product is annotated as C-Jun-amino-terminal kinase-interacting protein 3. The transcript is spliced from 34 exons. The coding region runs from base 308 to 4345 and encodes 1345 amino acids. The record is from RefSeq and is a predicted model, not a curated record. Gene Ontology annotation, molecular function: kinesin binding; signaling receptor complex adaptor activity; MAP kinase scaffold activity. NCBI's taxonomy places the organism in Eukaryota, Metazoa, Chordata, Amphibia, Anura, Pipidae. Gene Ontology annotation, biological process: MAPK cascade; vesicle-mediated transport. Gene Ontology annotation, cellular component: cytoplasmic vesicle; dendrite; growth cone.
GGGAGGGGAGAAGCAGCAGUCUUGCUAAGCAGAGGGAGGGGAGAGGCAGCAUCCUAUUCCCACAUUUACAGCAGGGCUGGGAGGUGCCUCUGCCUGGAAGGACCACAUCUCCUCUAUAGUGAAGAUGGAGGGGUCCCCCUAGCACGCAACACGGGGGGGAGAACCAUCAGAGAGGAGCAGCAGCCUCUGGACUAAUGCAGGCUCUGCUGGCACCCCCUGAAUUAAACACAGAAGAGGGUAGAGGCCCUUCAAUCCUACUGCAAUAAACUUCUGCCUCCUUUUUGGGGGAAACAUCCCACCUGCCAAGAUGAUGGAGAUACAGAUUGAUGAUGGGGUGGUCUACCAGGAUGACUACUGUUCCGGGUCAGUUAUGUCAGAGCGGGUAUCGGGUUUGGCAAACAGCAUCUACCGGGAAUUUGAACGUCUGAUACGAUGCUACGACGAGGAAGUGGUGAAAGAACUCAUGCCACUAGUGGUCAAUGUUCUGGAAAAUCUUGAUGCUGUCCUGACAGAGAACCAGGAACAUGAGGUGGAGUUGGAGCUUCUGAAGGAGGACAAUGAGCAGCUGCUGACACAGUAUGAGAGGGAGAAGGCCUUAAGGAAGCAGGCCGAGGAGAAAUUUAUUGAAUUUGAAGAUGCCUUGGAGCAGGAGAAGAAGGAUCUCCAGUACCAGGUGGAAACCCUUGAAUUUCAGGCACGGCAGACGGAGCUGAAAACCAAAAACUAUGCUGACCAAAUCUCCAGGCUGGAAGAAAGAGAAUCAGAGUUGAAGAAGGAAUAUAAUGCGUUACAUCAGAGGCACACAGAGAUGAUCCAAACCUAUGUUGAACAUAUCGAACGGUCUAAACUGCAGCAAGUAGCAGGAAACAGCCAAUCAGAUGGUGGAGUUACAGGCCGAAGCCACCGCCAGUCCUGGAGAAAGAGCAGGAAGGAGCGGCCGACCUCUCUCAACGUUUUCCCAUUGGCGGAUGGAAUGGUACGUGGACAGAUGGGUGGCAAGAUCACCCCGAGCUCGGACCACUGGCACCUGAGUGACCUCAGCCAGCUAAAGUCCAGCUUCAGCUACAAGGACGAAAUGUCAGAAUCUGGUCAGUCCUCAGUAGCAGCCACUCCAAGCACCACAGGUACAAAAUCAAAUACCCCUACUUCUUCCGUCCCAUCUGCGGCUGUGACUCCACUACACGAGAGUUUGCAGCCUCACCAAGAUUAUGGCAUGACGGGCAAAACCAAGAGAUCGCGUGAGAAGAGGCACAGCCAUAACAUGGAAGUACAAGUGAACCAGGAGAUGAGGAAUGUCAGCAUAGGCAUGGGCAGCAGUGAUGAGUGGUCUGAUGUCCAAGACAUAAUCGAUUCCACCCCAGAGCUGGAUAUGUGUCAAGAUCCACGACUGGAGCGCACAGGAAACAGCCCGACACAAGGGAUUGUAAACAAAGCUUUUGGAAUCAACACCGACUCCUUAUACCACGAGUUGUCCACAGCCGGGUCAGAAGUCAUCGGAGAUGUUGAUGAAGGGGCGGACCUUCUGGGAGAAUUCUCAGUGCGGGAUGAUUUCUUUGGAAUGGGAAAAGAAGUGGGCAAUCUCCUUCUGGAAAACUCACAGCUUUUAGAGACAAAGAAUGCCUUGAAUGUUGUAAAGAAUGACUUGAUUGCAAAAGUGGACCAACUUGCUGGGGAGCAAGAAGUACUGAAGGGAGAACUGGAAGCCACCAAACAAGCCAAGGUCAAAAUGGAAACACGAGUGAAAGAGCUAGAAGAGGAGCUUAAGAGGGUGAAAUCAGAAGCUAUUGUGGCCUUGCAAGAACCCAAAGAGGAAGUGGAAGUGGAAGAGAACUCCUCCCCGCUGCAGGAUAACAUUCCCAUCGCUCAGCGCAGAAGAUUUACGCGUGUUGAGAUGGCGCGGGUUCUAAUGGAAAGGAACCAAUACAAAGAAAGACUGAUGGAGUUGCAAGAAGCUGUGCGGUGGACAGAGAUGAUCAGAGCCUCCAGGGAGCACCCUUCAGUCCAGGAGAAGAAGAAGUCAACCAUCUGGCAGUUCUUCAGCAGGCUUUUCAGUUCUUCAUCCAGCCCACCACCUCCCAAAAGGAGUUACCCCUCUGUCAAUAUCCACUACAAGUCCCCCACUCCUGCCGGAUUCAGCCAGCGCCGCAGCCACACUAUGUGCCAGAUCUCCUCUGGGGGACGCACCAUCGAGUUCUUCCCAGAUGAAUUGAGAAGUAACACUGUAGCUUCUCUCCUCAGCGACUGCACAUCCACAGCUCGCCGUGAACAGAAGCGCGAGCAGUACCGCCAAGUGCGGGAGCAUGUGCGCAAUGAUGAUGGGCGCCUUCAAGCUUGUGGGUGGAGCCUACCCGCUAAAUAUAAGCAGCUUAGUCCAAAUGGAGGACAGGAGGAUAAUCGUAUGAAGAAUGUGCCAGUGCCAGUGUACUGCAGGCCUCUGGUAGAGAAAGAUCCCACCAUGAAGCUGUGGUGUGCGUCUGGAGUGGAUCUGACGGGAUGGAAACCAUUUGAAGAUGAUUCUGGGAAUGGAGUCAAGCAGGUGACUGGGCGAGAUCCUUUAACCUGUGAACGUGAAGUGGAAGGAGAGAGCAAAAGCACCCACACCUCCCCUGAGAAGAAAAAGACUAAAGAACUCCACGAAGCAGAUGCCACAUCCAGUCGAGUAUGGAUCCUUACCAGCACCCUGUCCACCAGCAAGGUGGUGAUCAUUGAUGCCAACCAACCGGGCACCCUGGUUGACCAGUUCACUGUAUGCAAUGCUCACAUCUUAUGCAUCUCCAGUAUACCAGCUGCCAGUGACAGUGACUAUCCUCCUGGAGAAAUUUUCCUGGAGGGGGACAUAAACCCAGAGGACUCGGGAGACACUGAUGGAGUUCUGGCUGGGAUCACACUAGUAGGAUGUGCCACAAGAUGUAACGUGCCACGGAGCAACUGCUCCUCUCGAGGGGACACUCCUGUAUUGGACAAGGGGCAGGGAGAAGUUUCCACCGUCAGCAAUGGGAAACUCAACCAGCACCAGUCGGCUGAGGAAGCCACCGAAGCCCUGGAGGUACCAGAAACUUCUGCCACCGAAGCAGACCCUGCUCAGGUACGACCUGGGGCAUUGACAGAACACGUUUUUACUGACCCAGCUCCUGUGGCAAAUGGCCGACUGUGCAGUGAAAAUGGACAUCUCAAGCCAGAAGUGAACACAGCACCUCAAGAGACUGAACCAAACCAAGAGGCCUCCACAGGCACCAGCGCAGCCCCCACCAUGUGGUUAGGAACACAAAGUGGCUGGCUCUACGUUCACUCUGCCGUUUCUAACUGGAAAAAGUGCCUGCAUUCCAUCAAACUGAAGGAUUCCGUGUUGAGCCUUGUACAUGUAAAAGGCAGAGUUCUUGUUGCACUUGCUGAUGGAACACUGGCCAUUUUCCAUCGGGGAGAAGACAAGCAGUGGGAUCUCAGCAAUUACCAUUUGAUGGACCUUGGGCACACACACCACUCCAUUCGCUGCAUGGCGGUAGUAUAUGAUCGGGUCUGGUGUGGGUAUAAGAACAAAAUACAUGUAAUCCAGCCCAAAACCAUGCAGAUAGAGAAAUCAUUUGAUGCUCACCCGCGAAGGGAGAGCCAGGUACGGCAGCUGGCAUGGAUUGGAGAUGGAGUGUGGGUGUCAAUCCGACUGGACUCCACCUUACGGCUGUACCAUGCACAUACCCAUCAGCACCUUCAGGAUGUGGAUAUUGAGCCUUACGUGAGCAAAAUGUUAGGGACGGGCAAAUUAGGCUUCUCGUUCGUUCGGAUCACAGCACUGCUAAUCGCCGGCAAUCGGCUCUGGGUAGGCACAGGCAAUGGAGUGGUCAUCUCUAUCCCGCUGACAGAAACGGUAGUCCUACAUCGGGGGCAGCUGCUGGGGCUGAGGGCCAACAAGACCUCACCCACCUCUGGAGAGGGAACGCGGCCUGGGGGAGUCAUCCACGUGUACAGCGAUGAGAACAGCGACAAGACGGCAGGCAGUUUUAUCCCAUACUGCUCCAUGGCACAGGCCCAACUGUGUUUCCAUGGACACAGGGAUGCCGUUAAGUUUUUUGUAUCUGUACCAGGGAACGUGCUGGCUACCUUGAAUGGCAGUGUGCUGGACAGCCCUUCAGAGAACACUGGGACCCCUUCAGCUGAGACAGAAGAGCAAAAGCUUAAGAAUGUCUUGGUGCUAAGCGGAGGAGAAGGAUACAUUGAUUUCCGAAUUGGCGAUGGGGAAGACGAUGAGACUGAAGAACAUUCUGCCGAUGGAAACGAAACAAAACCAGUACUUUCUAAGGCUGAACGAAGCCACAUUAUUGUUUGGCAGGUCUCCUAUCUGCCAGAAUAAGAGCAGCCAAUGUUUAAUCAAACCCCCAGAAUGCCAAGACAACCCCUGCAUCCCUCCUGCUGGAAAAACAAAACUGGAACUUUUAUCCUGCAUCGGCGAAUCUCCUUGCCCCGUGCGGGCUCCUUACAUCCAACCCCGGCUUCCACUUUCCAUAAACUAUUCCUUUCUUCAGCUUCAUUCUUGGUGGAACUAUAAAGACACCCAAGCAUUCUCUAUACUCUAGCUGCUCUUUUUCUGCUGCGUUAAGAACCACUUUUUUUCCUUUUACAAAAUAUAUCCCAUGCCAGAGAUCAAUACAAUUAUGUUUGCCAAAGAGAGUUUCCACCAGUCCUUCUGGCACAGAGAUUUAUUGAUGGGGUGUAUUGGCCUAGGACAGAAAGCCAGAAGCCUAUCUCAUAUAUUAUGGCAAAUAGAUACAAUUUGAUAGCUGGAGCCAAACCUAAAAGCCACCUUCUGAGCAGGCAGGGAUUUAUAGAGCAGUUUCUAGUGGUAUAAACAUGACACUUGGAUGAAAUCAGGGAAUCGUUACUUGCCUUGUACACUUGCUAGAAACAUUUCUCCUGCAAUAAUCUGUUUAUGUGGAUAGUUCUAUUGAAAAGCUAAAGGCUGCGAGAGACGUAAGGCCAACGGCACUCUCCUAUUAAUAUACAGAGUUCUCUCCCAGCUGACCAAUAAAAAACAGCCUCCAGCCUCGAAUGAAUUCCUUAGACUUAGACUGGGCUGUACAUUAUAAACUCUCAUUUGCAUCAGGCAAGAUAAUAAAAAGGCAACCUCACGACGACAGUAUUGCAGAUUUAUUUUUCUCGAAUGGCUUUUUCUGUGAGCCCUAUCCAAAAAAAAAAGCACUGCAACUACUUAAACUGUUCAACCCCUUGGUUGGCAGCGGGACCAGCAAUUGUACUAGGAGUAGAAGGUUUCCCUACUGGCAGUUGCCAGAUAUAAUAGGUUCAGCACUAAAUGCGAUAUAUAUAUUUACUAAUGCAUGAGCACUCGACCUGCAGGUGCCUAAUAAGUACAAAACCUCUGAAGUGGGGCACCCUAUGCAUUAAUAUCAAGCUCCUGUUACAAAAAAAGAAGCACCUACGCUUAGGAAUAAUCUGCACUUGUAAGCUCGUUAAUGCAUAUUAUGCUAUAAUAAAGCUACACCCCUUUGUAAUUUGGGGGCUGAAACAUUCUAAUUUAAACGGCUCUUCUCCCUAGAUCAUGCAUGUAAUCCUUUAACUCCUGGGCAAAUAAAGGGGCAUUAAUGUGACCUCUGGGGGUGCGGGGGAUUACAAGAAAAGCACAUUCUUGCCAGAUAAAAAAGGAUUAAUUGGCUCUAACAUAGGGGCGUGAAACCUGCACAGCUUCGAGCGGUUGUUGGACUACAGCUCCAGGGAAAUGUUGGGAGGUGUAGUUUGACAGCAUCAGGUUGCACAUGCUUGAUCUAACAGUUCUACCUAUGGCAAUGACUUAUGUAAAGAUUCCCUGUAUGUGUCACAAGGGGACUGUCCAAUGUGUCUCUUUCCAGGCUUGUAAACUCCGCUGUGUGUUGUCUGUCCUUCUGGUCAUAAGGUUGGCAUUAUGUAAAGACAGCUGUACCAAUAAUUCCCUCUGCUUUCUCUCUCUCUCACUGUCCCCCCCUUGUGACAUCAAUACUCUGUAAUUGGUAUGUAUGUAUUAAAUGUAUUACAAAUGGA